AUGCGGUUCGGAAAGAAUGGAAAAUUGAGUCCAAGAUAUAUUGGACUGUAUGAAAUCCUUGAGAGGAUCGGAAAGGUAGCAUACCGAUUAGCACUACCUGCGGUGAUGGAUCGAGUACACAAUGUAUUUCAUGUGUCGCAAUUAAGGAAGUACGUAUAUGAUACAUCGCAUGUACUCCAACCUGAGGAGGUGACGUUGGAUGAGAACUUAUCAUAUGAAGAAAAACCGAUAAAAAUAUUGGAUACUAAGACCCGGGAUACCCGCAGAAAAUCUAUAAAGUUGGUGAAAGUAUUAUGGUCAAACCAUUUGGGGGAAGAAGCCACAUGGGAGUUGGAAGAUGAAAUGAGAACGCGAUAUCCUGCACUGUUUGAGCAAGGUAAAAGAGAACCUUUACCUCUUCCCAAAUUGACGCUUCUAUUUCAAUAA
Messenger RNA from Ipomoea triloba (trilobed morning glory), 426 nucleotides. RefSeq lists its product as uncharacterized. NCBI's taxonomy places the organism in Eukaryota, Viridiplantae, Streptophyta, Magnoliopsida, Solanales, Convolvulaceae. The transcript has a single exon. The record is from RefSeq and is a predicted model, not a curated record. The coding region runs from base 1 to 426 and encodes 141 amino acids.